AUGGACCCCUUCUUCCUCACGUUCUCCAGCCGCGAGCUGGAGCAGUGGUACCUGAAGUAUACGGCUGAAUCGAGGGACCUUCACAUCGACGCGUGCUACUGGUGGUUGGCGGUGGUGAUACGCGCUCUGGCGCUGGUCAAGUUCGCCGGCAAGCGCGAGCACAGCCACCUGGCGAUGUGCUACGCGCACCUGGCAUGGCUGCUGGCUGAGGCGCCGCUUCGGCGGGCGCUGGGGCGCCGCGGCCUGUGGCGGCGGCGGGAGAUCAUCGUCGUCAUCUCCAGGCUUAUCCACAUCUGCGAAUUUAGCACAUCAAUCAACGAGCCUGCAGCCGAAAUGUUCCAGUUCGAGAGUCCAAACGUUUCUUGUAAAUCCAUCUUCUUCAGUGUUUUGUGGCAUGGUUUGCUGCCCAUGGUGUUCAGUGGCGUCUUUCAGCCCCUGCGGUUCUGGCUGCACCUUCCCUUGCACCUCCUUUCGUCAGCCUUCUUUCUUGCAACGCUCAAUGUCGACCUCUGCAUGGCCACGGGUGGUGCCAGCAUUCCUGGCAUGGACCCAGUACACGACUGGUUGGAUGGCUUGGCGAAGCAAGUCCUGGGUAUCCUCCUUGCCACGAGGCUUGAUGACGAUCCA
This is a messenger RNA of Ostreobium quekettii, 627 nucleotides long. The record is from the annotation of a GenBank genome assembly. Lineage: Eukaryota; Viridiplantae; Chlorophyta; Ulvophyceae; Bryopsidales; Ostreobiaceae.